GGGGAAUAUACGGAGAGGAGAGGGCUCACGGGGUGCGCGGGGAGAUUGAACAGGAUGCUCGAGGAGGAUGAACAGGGCGCGCGAGGAGGACGAGCAGGGUGCGGGGAGGAUGAACAGGGGGCAGGGAGAGAUAGGGAGAAGGUGCAAGGAGAGGAGUAUACGGUGAAGGCGUGCGGGGAAGGUGCCCCGGGAGCAGCGCGCGCGGGGAGGAUGCGCAGUUGCGCGAUGAGGGGAGUACACGGAGAGGGCGCGCAAGGAGCAUAAGAUGGGCGCGCGUGGGGCCGAGUGAGAGGUUGGGGGGGAGCAGGUUUCAGGGAGCGCAGUCCACGGAGAGGGCGGCGGGGAUGGUGCGCCGGGAGCAGGGCGCGCAGGGAGGAUGAGUAGGGUGCUCGGGGGAUGUGCCAUCCCGGAGGAUGCUGGGAGGGCGCUCAGACGGUGCGUGGGGAGAAUGUUCUGGGAGAGGGGUUGGGGGGUGCAUUUGGGCGCAGGGUGCACAGGGAGAGCGCUCAGAGGGCGCGGGGGUGCGGGGAGAAGGAUGUGCUUCCUGACCCCGCCACAGCCGCCUCGCUCCGGGACCCCGGCCGCCGCAGAGCGCAGCCGGUGUGACCGCCAGUGGUGGUGGGCAGAGUGGGGACUGGCUUCUCCGCAGCCCAAACCAGAGAACGCCUAGAACUCCUCCCUUUCCUUUGGGGGUGCCUUCCAGAGGCCCCCGGUCACUUCCAGAUAGUGCUCAGAGUGAAUGGACACAGUGCCUGAGCACUUGGCCUUUGACCUUUCCCCAAGGGGCUUCUUGUCCAAGAGCGAACACCUGCUCCCCACCACUGCCUGUUCACCUGUGGCCACUGGAAGAGUCUAGCGUCCUGCCCCUGCUGAAAGAAUGGCUUCCUCAGGGCUCCAAACAAAGAAGGGUGACAGUCACAGUGACCACCUCGUACAACCCACCAACCCAAACGUAGCAGCAAUGCAAGAAGACGUCCUCUACCAUUUCAGUCUCAGCACCAGCACGCAUGAUUUCCCCGCGAUGUUCGGAGAUGUGAAGUUCGUGUGUGUCGGGGGAAGCCCUACCCGGAUGGAGGCCUUCGCCAAAUACAUGGCCAAGGAGCUGGGCCUUGACCACCCAGGUGCAGAGUACCCCAACAUCUGCAGGGGGACCGACCGCUUCGCCAUGUUCAAAGUGGGCCCUGUGCUGUCUGUCAGCCACGGCAUAGGCAUCCCCUCCACCUCGGUUAUGCUGCACGAGCUCAUCAAGCUGCUCUACCACGCCCACUGCUCCGACGUCACGGUCAUCCGCAUCGGCACGUCCGGCGGGAUCGGUCUGAAGCCUGGCUCUGUGGUCAUCACCCGGCAGGCAGUGGAUGCCUCCUUCAAGCCAGUGUUCGAGCAGGUGGUCCUAGGGAAACGGGUGGUUCAGAGGACGCACCUGGACGAGGAGCUUGCACAGGAGCUGAUGCAGUGCUCUUUGGAACUGCUAGACUUCCCCACGGUCCUGGGGAACACCAUGUGCACCUCCGACUUCUAUGAAGGGCAAGGCCGUCUGGAUGGUGCUCUCUGCUCCUACACAGAGAAGGACAAGCAGAAGUACUUGCAGGCGGCCCACUCGGCCGGCGUCUGCAACAUUGAGAUGGAGUCUUCGGUCUUGGCUGCCAUAUGUGGUGCAUGUAGCAUCCCAGUGGCCGUGGUGUGUGUCACUCUACUCAACCGCCUGGAAGGGGACCAGGUCAGCAGCCCCCACGAGGUGCUGGUCGAGUACCAGCAGCGGCCACAGCGCCUGGUGAGCCACUUCAUCAAGAAGCGCCUCGCGGCCGCCCGAAACCCCCCAAAUCUCUGAAGAUGUGCGGGUACAAUCACUGCAAUUCAAGUCACCGUCAGGCGCCUGGAUGACCUCGGUUCUGGAGAACACACAUGACUCUUGAGAUCUCCAGGUCCUGAGUUCGAGCCCCACCUUGGGCAUAGAGAUUACUUAAUAAAUAAACAAACUUUUUAAAAAAUCA
Ailuropoda melanoleuca (giant panda) is the source of this 1991-nucleotide messenger RNA. It is a transcript of the gene UPP1, whose product is annotated as uridine phosphorylase 1. The record is from RefSeq and is a predicted model, not a curated record. The transcript has 10 exons. NCBI's taxonomy places the organism in Eukaryota, Metazoa, Chordata, Mammalia, Carnivora, Ursidae. Gene Ontology annotation, cellular component: cytosol; cytoplasm. Gene Ontology annotation, biological process: uridine catabolic process; nucleotide catabolic process. Gene Ontology annotation, molecular function: uridine phosphorylase activity. Bases 878 to 1828 code for a protein of 316 amino acids.